AGCAAAACUGUGUCAACAGUAAACGGACAGAUCCGGUAUCUCUCCUGAGGGCAAAUGUUCAGUACAUGUAAAUUUUCAGUGUGGAUUUUAAGUUUAAAGUCAUUCUUACCUUACAAAAGAGAAAUGUUACAGAAUAGAGUUAAACCUAAUCUGGUCCGGUCGGUGUUAGUGUCACUGACCUUGCUUACAGCAGACGCUGUGAUCCCCCCUCCGUGUUCCUUUGAGUCUGGUAUGUUGUGUACGUGGGUACAGAUGCAUAAUGACAACUUUGACUGGAAGAUUAGACAGGGUCACACGCCUUCCCUCGAUACUGGACCUAUGGCUGAUCACACUUAUCAAAACGCCUCCGGACAUUACAUAUACUUAGAGACAUCUCAGAAAAAUUACGGAGAAAAAGUGAGAAUAAAGAGUGCAUUCUUCACCCCAUCCAUGACAACCGUAUGUAAGGUAAGGAGCUCCUGUUGGCGUGACAGGAAGAGUAGUUCUAGGAAUGGAACGCUAGCACGUUUUGUGGUGUUUAACGCCCUUUCACAAGUUUGCUUAUAG
Lingula anatina is the source of this 546-nucleotide messenger RNA. RefSeq lists its product as uncharacterized. Gene Ontology annotation, molecular function: ubiquitin-protein transferase activity; protein binding. Gene Ontology annotation, cellular component: membrane. The record is from RefSeq and is a predicted model, not a curated record. NCBI's taxonomy places the organism in Eukaryota, Metazoa, Brachiopoda, Lingulata, Lingulida, Lingulidae. Gene Ontology annotation, biological process: protein ubiquitination.